Messenger RNA from Apus apus (common swift), 404 nucleotides. RefSeq names its product CBP80/20-dependent translation initiation factor-like. The record is from RefSeq and is a predicted model, not a curated record. Lineage: Eukaryota; Metazoa; Chordata; Aves; Apodiformes; Apodidae. The transcript has 4 exons. Bases 54 to 404 code for a protein of 116 amino acids.
GAGCUGGAUUCAUUCCUCUAGACCCCUCUGUCCUCAGCAUCUCCCCCAAAGGGAUGGAGAACUCAUCGGUGGCAUCGGCCUCCUCGGAGGCAGGGAGCAGCCGCUCCCAGGAGAUCGAGGAGCUGGAACGUUUCAUUGACAGCUACGUCCUGGAGUACCAGGUCCAGGGGCUGCUGACUGAUAAAGUCGAGGGGGAUGGAGAGAGUGAGAAGACCCAGUCCCACAUCUCGCAGUGGACGGCGGAUUGUAGCGAGCAGCUGGAUGGCAACUGUUCCCCAUCCCGAGGGAAGGGCUCCUCGUCUCACCAACACAGUCAGGCUGGGUUUGCCCAGGAGGACCCAGAAGAUGAAGCUUUUGCUGUCUGGGGCAUCAUGGUGUCCUUUAGCAGCUCUGAGGCUGAAUGA